Messenger RNA from Cercopithifilaria johnstoni, 600 nucleotides. The record is from the annotation of a GenBank genome assembly. Lineage: Eukaryota; Metazoa; Nematoda; Chromadorea; Rhabditida; Onchocercidae.
AUGUGCUUCCCCUUCUUUGCACAGAAACCUCUGUCUUGGGAUAUAUUUGUGUUAGCUUUGAAAGACAACCCGAAUUUGGUCUAUCAUCCGCAACGGAAAAAAUUAUCCAAAAUCCUGAUGAAAACGGAGCAAUCAAAUAUGACUUUUGAUACUGCACCAAAUACACCACUGAAUAAUAAUGGAGGUGCAACACAAGUGGGAUUUGCUGCGCCAUCAGCACCAAAAAUCAAUGGAUGCGUAAAUGGCAAUGUGGUAUAUGCUCAAGUUCCAGCGCAAACGCUCACUACAGCUCCUCCAGGGACGGUUAUAUUAGCACAAGCAGUCAAUUUACGAACACCGCAACACUUAUCUCAACGAAACCAGCAAGCAGCACAAUCAGUGCAACAAAACAAUUCGCACCCAAAUUUGUCGGCUACUAUGCAUCAAAUGUUAGAAUUAUAUUACACGUCCCUUUGUGAACCCGCUUUUCCUGAACCAGGCGAGAAGAGCACUCUGGCAUCACCACAGCAUUACUUGGAUCAAUAUCAUAUGUUACAUCAUCAAGCUGUAACUAAACAGCAACAACAUGGCAGCCAAUCGUUACCACAGUCAGCUUCAUAA